Siniperca chuatsi (mandarin fish) is the source of this 6972-nucleotide messenger RNA. It is a transcript of the gene col4a3, whose product is annotated as collagen, type IV, alpha 3. The coding region runs from base 208 to 5211 and encodes 1667 amino acids. Gene Ontology annotation, molecular function: extracellular matrix structural constituent. The record is from RefSeq and is a predicted model, not a curated record. The transcript is spliced from 52 exons. Gene Ontology annotation, cellular component: collagen trimer. Lineage: Eukaryota; Metazoa; Chordata; Actinopteri; Centrarchiformes; Sinipercidae.
GUCGGUCUGAGUGUUGCGGGUUUGACUCCUCAGUCAGCGGACUGUCUGUCUCUCUGCAGCCCGCAGCAGGUUGCUGUGGCCCGACAGGAUCAGAUGCACGGACCCCCCCUCUGGACUGAACCGAGCAGAACCGGUGAGAGGAGCCGGAACCGAGCCGUGCUGAGUUCAGUCUGAUCGGCGGGGACCCUCAGCUGUGUGUCCGUCUGUAUGGAGGCUCCGGGCGGCCCGAGGCGGAGGAUCGUCCCGCUGCUGGUUCUGAUGCUCUGCUGCUCCGCCGCUCCGGGAAACGCCGAGAGGGUGUGUCACUGCAGCGGGAAGUCUUUCUGUCACUGUGACGGGGUCAAAGGUCAAAAGGGUGAACCUGGUUACCCUGGAUACGACGGACUUCCAGGAGUUACUGGUUACCCUGGCAACGAGGGACACCAGGGUUCACCUGGAGAAAAGGGUGAGCAGGGAGCAGCAGGAGGUCCAGGACUGAAAGGCUCUCGGGGUCUUCCAGGAAAACCAGGUUUUCCAGGACCUCCAGGACUGCCAGGACUUCCCGGACAUCAAGGAACCAUUGGCCGACCAGGACUCCCAGGAUGCAACGGGACAAAGGGAGAUGUUGGUUACCCAGGGUUCCCCGGGGUCCCAGGACCUGUCGGCCUUCAAGGUCGACCAGGACUGCGAGGUGCAAAGGGAGACUCGUUCGUCUUUCCCGUCACUCAGGAUAUUAAAGGAGCAAUAGGACCACAAGGACCAGUCGGAGAAAAAGGGCUGAUUGGAGAGCCAGGUGAACCAGGGCUGCCAGGAACACCAGGAUACGCUGGAGUUCCUGGAAGUCCAGGGUUGCCAGGGUUACCAGGAGAGAAGGGUCAGGAGGGUCCCAGUCCAGUGAUACCAGGUCCCAGAGGACAGAAGGGUGAUCGCGGCCUGCCGGGGAUCCCUGGACAGAAAGGAAUCAAACUGUACGCUGAAGGACCCAAAGAACUGAAGGGAGAACCUGGCGAAGUUGGAGUGAAAGGUUGUCUUGGACUUCCUGGUGUGCCAGGGAAACUGGGGGUUAAAGGAGAGAAGGGCGGGCGAGGUGAUCCUGGCUCGCUAGGUAAACCGGGGAAGGAUGGAGUCCCUGGACAGCUGGGAGAACAGGGAGACCCAGGUUUUCGUGGGUACCUCGGUCCUCCAGGUAUCGAGGGAACCAAGGGAGAGAAAGGUUUUCGUGGUUUUCCAGGUCUUCCAGGAGAGACGGUCUGGAAUCACAGAGUGCUGAAGGGCCAGCUCGGUGUCCCCGGCCCCCGUGGACCCCCAGGAGCCCCCGGACAACGAGGACUCAUUGGUUUUCCUGGACUGCAGGGCGAGCCAGGUGUGGCUCCCACUGGUCCACCGGGCCCCCAGGGGCCGCCUGGCUCAUUUGGAUCCAAAGGAGAACCAGGAGAGGAGGGGCCCCUAAUCAGCGGGCCCCCUGGACAGGAUGGAGUCCCAGGAGGUCGUGGAGCUGAAGGAGAACCAGGAGAACCAGGAAUACCAGAUUUCCUGCAGGGCGACGUUGGUCUUCCAGGAACUAAAGGUCUAAAAGGACUGAUGGGACUUCCUGGAACCAGAGGGGAGGACGGACAAGCGGGUGAGAAGGGGGAGGUGUGCUUUGUCUGUCAAGUUGUUUAUGGCUCCCCCGGACCUCCAGGUAAACCAGGAGAGACAGGUGAAGGCGGGGUGACAGGUUCAGUCGGUUUUCCAGGACCCAAAGGUUACAAAGGGGUCAAAGGUGUUGGAGGACCACCUGGUCCACAGGGCCCCUUUGGUAUCCCCGGCCUCCCGGGGUCUCCAGGACUUGUUGGUGACCCUGGGAUCAUGCAGCGAGUGGGGCAGAAGGGUGAGGAUGGGGACCAGGGGGAGCCGGGACCACCAGGUUUUCAGGGGAUAGACGGACGUCGAGGAGUCACAGGACCGAAAGGUGUUCUGGGACAGAAAGGAAACCCUGGGCCUCUGGGGCAGAAAGGUGACAGUGGCCCGUUUGGGGAGCCUGGUCCUAGAGGACUUAUAGGACAGAUGGGACCUUCAGGACCUCCUGGAAUCGGGGCUCUAGGACCUCCUGGACCUCGAGGCAAUGUGGGAAUCCUAGGACAGCAAGGAGAUCCUGGAAAACCAGGGGAAAAGGGUUCUCCAGGUGAAAUCAGAACCUCUCCAGGAGAUCCAGGACAGAAAGGAGAGAAAGGUUUAUCUGGAAACCCCGGACCUGAAGGUGUGACAGGAAUUCCAGGUGAUCCAGGAUCUGCUGGUCCAAAGGGAGAACAAGGAGAUGAAGGAUUUUCAGUCCAGGGGCCUCCAGGCUUCCCGGGGGUCAAAGGACACAAAGGCUUUCCAGGAGCACCAGGUUUACCAAGUUUUGGUAUCAAGGGACGGGCGGGGCCAUCAGGCCCUCCAGGGAUGCCGGGCCCCAAGGGGGACGGAGGUAUCGGUUUUCCAGGUCAGCAGGGUCGGUCAGGCUCCCAGGGAGAAGAUGGCUCUGUUGGGCCCCAAGGAAACCCCGGACCCCAAGGACCAGAUGGAGCUCCAGGACCUCUAGGAGAAGACGGACCACCAGGAUCCAAAGGUUGUAGUGGUCGAGAUGGUGUGCCCGGUCCUGUUGGUUCUGUUGGACUGUGUUUACCUGGAGCUCCUGGACCUGAAGGACAGAUGGGACAGAUGGGUGUCAUCGGAUUCACAGGGCCCCGGGGCCCAAAGGGUUUGCAGGGUGACCCUGGGCUGCCUGGCAUUGGAACCCUGGGGUCUCAGGGGCCGUACGGGGCCCCAGGAUUUGAUGGCACUCCAGGGUCAGUAGGAGGAGUUGGACUAAAGGGCCAGAGAGGGACCAAUGGGUAUCCAGGAAGCCCAGGUAUCAGAGGGGACGUGGGACCUCCAGGAGCCCCCGGGGGUCCAGGGGAUAAAGGGAAACCAGGAGACACUGGACAACCAGGACCAAAAGGUCCGAUGGGUGUAGAUGGGGUCAGAGGUUCUCAGGGGCCUCCGGGGCUUCAGGGGGACCGAGGAGAAACCGGACCAAAAGGAAUCCAGACAGAUGUGGAUAUGUAUGGAGAUCCUGGAGACCCUGGAAACCCUGGGCCCAUAGGUUUCACUGGUACUGAAGGAGAGAGGGGCCUCCCUGGUCCACAAGGCAUCGAUGGCAGCAAUGGUAGACCUGGAAAUCCUGGGCCGCGAGGAUUUUCUGGAGACCCCGGCAGAGAUGGAGCGAAAGGUCCUCCUGGUCCCCGUGGACUCAACGGUAACCCAGGAGAGAUGGGGAAGCCAGGUUGUAAAGGUGAGAAAGGUUGUACAGGGCCUUGUGGGCAACCUGGUUUAGAUGGAAAACCAGGACCAGAAGGACUUAAAGGUCCUAAAGGGGAACCAAGUCCAGCUGGACCAGGAUUCAAAGGAUUUCCAGGAGAGAAGGGGAAUCCAGGAUGUGCUGGAUCUCCAGGUGUGAAGGGGAAACCAGGGGACAGUGGAAACUUUGGUCCUCCAGGAGAGUGUGGCCCCUGUGGCCCCAAAGGAAAUCCUGGACCCCCAGGAUGCAGAGGUCAUCCUGGGUCUCCUGGUGAAAAGGGUUAUGAAGGUCCUCCAGGGACAAAUGGCCCUCCAGGACCAACCGGCCUCACAGGUAACAAGGGAGCUCCUGGAGAUCCUGGUCCAGCUGGUCCCAGAGGAAACCAGGGACAGGAUGGGAUACCUGGACCUCCUGGAGAGAAAGGAGCCAUGGGAGAUCCUGGAAUUGGACCCCAGGGCCCAGAGGGGCAGAAAGGUCCACCUGGGUGUGCUGGAGAGAAGGGUCCUCCUGGUCCCUGUGGUCCUCCUGGUCCCUGUGGUCCUGGGGGACCCCAAGGUUGUCCUGGUCCUCCUGGACUUCCUGGUCCUCCUGGUUGCCCCGGCAUAGAGGGAGUCUGCACUGAAGGAGGCAAAGGAGAAAACGGAUUCCCCGGACAACGAGGACCCAAAGGUCCGCCGGGCUUACGGGGUCCUCCUGGUCCUCCAGGUCCUGGUUUUAAAGGAGAGAAGGGAUAUAAAGGAGCAACAGGUGUACCAGGAACAUCUGGUUGCCCUGGAGACCCUGGCCCACGAGGCAACCCGGGUAAAGACAGACCACCAGGACCAUGUGGACACAAAGGCCAGAUGGGAGAAACUGGUAUCACAGGACCUGUCGGUCUGACUGGGGAGCGCGGACCACCAGGUAACACCGGCCCGCGAGGAUCUCCAGGACCACCUGGGAUGACAGGCCAGAGGGGGAAGGACGUAUCCAGGCCGGUGGAGCUGUUGUCAGGAGACAAAGGCUCACCUGGAGACCCGGGACCCAGAGGAGAAAAAGGACCCCCAGGGGCCCGAGGGAGACCUGGAAGUCAAGGUUUUAAGGGCAGCAAAGGGGAGGCUGGUAAAAAAGGACAAGGCGGUCGUCCUGGGUUGAAAGGGGAUCGGGGAGACCCAGGAUUGCCCGGACAAAAAGGUAGCACAGGUUCACGAGGUCAGGUUGGUCCUAAAGGUGUUCCGGGUCCACCGGGUCCAAGCAUGGAUGCACCAGAGAAGGACGGCUUCAUGUUCACCAGACACAGCCAGGAUCUCCUUAUCCCACAAUGCCCUGCAGGAUCUGCUCAGAUGUACAGCGGAUACUCACUGCUGUUCAUCAACGGACAAAACCGAGCUCACGGACAAGACCUGGGUACAUUAGGCAGUUGUCUCCCUCGUUUCACCACCAUGCCCUUCCUGGUCUGCGACACUCAGAGCACCUGUCUCUACGCCUCACGCAAUGACUACUCCUAUUGGCUGUCCACCGAUGAACCACUGCCAAGCAGCCUAACGUUCAUCACCGGGGAUCUCCUGCAGAAAUACAUCAGCCGGUGCACCGUAUGUGAGGCCCGAGCCAACGUGAUCGCCGUCCACAGCCAGACCAGCUCGAUUCCAGCCUGUCCGUCAGGCUGGGACUCGCUGUGGUUCGGAUACUCCUUCGUAAUGGAAAGAGGAGCGGGGGCGGAGGGGUCGGGUCAGCCUCUGGCCUCUCCUGGAUCCUGUCUGGAAAACUUCAGGAAGAUUGCCUUCAUCGAGUGUCACGGCAGAGGAACCUGCAGCUACUACACCGACUCCUUCAGCUACUGGCUGGCUGCGCUCAACCCCAACGACAUGUUCAGUAAACCAAAGACUCAGACUGAUACAGGAGAGUUUCCAGGCAGUCUGAUCAGCCGCUGUCGAGUCUGUAUGAAGCGACCGUAAACAUCAACACUACUGCUGCUGAUGCUGCUACUGUAAAUAUUACUGCUGCUAACACUACUGAUAUUACUACUACUGAUAACGGUGCUACUUCUGCUCCUGUGGACUCGUGUGCUUGUGAGAAGUGUUGGCAACAGAAAGUUAAGAGGACAGCUUUAUGCUUCUCGAAUCAGAACACCUCCGAGUGUGUUACAGUCAGCUGCUGCUGGUGCGAGCGCACUGCUGCUACUGAUACUGCCACAUCCUUAAAGUAGCAAUGCCCCAAUGUCACAAAUACUUUUACCGCUACAUUAAAAUCUGUGCACUGAAAACAGUAAAAGUAACAAAGUACUGGCAGUAAAGUUGUACAUUAGUAUCCAAAGUAAGUACCCAUUCUGAAGAUUAGUUUCUUUUAGAGUAAAACUACUGAUGUGUUAAUAUAAGAGCUAAUGACAGCACGUCCAGUUCUGAACGUAAAACCUGGUAAUGGAUAAAUGUACUGCAGUGAAAAGUCAAGGACUUCCCUCUGAGAUGACAAAACUGUACUUCAGUACAACACUUGAGUAAAUUAGCACCUGCUUAUUUACUACAACUGCUACUAAAAGUACCAUUACUGUAGUAGUACUAGUAGUAGUAAUCCUGCCUCUUAUACUACAUUUGUUGGAGUAAUAAGACUAGUAUCACUCCUACUACUACUACUAACAGUACACUGAUUAAGUGCAGUACUAUGUGCACUACCGUCAUCAUUUUCACUACUAGUACUGCACUGCCGCUAUAGUACAGUGGUACUUGGUGUACAAUACUUAAAACCAAGUUGUUUUCCAGUUAAACAAUAAUGUUUUGAUAUUCGACCAAGUUAUCAGUAUUAAACAAAAUCAGCAUGUUAGUGUACCCAUUUACUACUGCUCCUACUGCUACCAUUAUCUACUAAUAGUUACAACCUCUCAGUACUGCUACUGCAACUUCUACUACCAUAAGCAUCCAUAGUACUAUUGCUACUACUACUGUGAGUACUGCUACUGCUAAUACAACUACUGAUGUUUUGAUACUUGACACAGUUCACAGUUGUGUGAGUAUGUAGAAGAAAAUCAGUGUACACAAGUACUACUAUUACUACUGGAAGUACUGCUACUACUGCUACCAUUAUCUACUAAUCUAACUACUGCUACUGUAGUACUACUGCUCACACUACUGUCGCAACUACUAAUACGACUAAUACUACUACUAUGACUGGAACUGCAGUACCUCCCCCUGCCAGAGGAGGGCAGAGCUGAAACGCCACAGAAGAAGAAGAAGGUUUGGUCCAGCUGCAGUUCCUCUAGCAGCCACCACAUGGCGCUCCAUGAAAACUCGAAGUGAAUAAGAACAACCCAGAAGAUUAACACGUUUUUAUAUUCUGCACAGCGACAGAGUCUGGAGCUCUCUGAUUGGAUGAGUCUCACAGCGAUGCACUCUGGGUCUCGUAGUUGUCUUCUGUCAUAAACCUGUUCUGGACCUUUGACUGAUAACUGCAAGAACACUGAACAUCUUUGUAUUCUUUGAUAUUAAACACAGUGUCGAUGUACAAAUACAUAUAAUUAAAUACUAAGAAGUGUUUACAGUCUGACCACAUUAUCUUCAAAUCAUCUAAAAGGCUUCAGAAGCUUCUUGUUCUCAGUUGUACAUACUCUUAUCUUGUUAUUGUUAAAUCCACUGAUAUAUUGUGAUAAAUUGGGAUAACAUUAUUUUUGUUUUGUGAAUAUGACUCUUGUUGAAUUUAAUAAACAUGUUGUUUUACAGACGUCA